GUAAUUUGAAAUGUGGAGCAUUGUAGCGAAAACACGUAUUUCUCAAGCUAACCUAUUUUGUCAUUUGAUAAAUUACAGGUGUAAUUACGAAUAAAAUAUAAUAAAAAAAUUAUUAUAUUGUACAGAAUAAUAUUUUAAAUAAUUUUAAUAUUUUACAAUAUAAAGAUUUGUGUAAUUUAUGAAUAAUAAAAUAUGAAACGGUUAACAGAAGAGAAGACGAAACUUGUUUUAGAAAAAUUAACAAAGUACAUUGGAACCAAUGUAAAAUUAUUACUUGAUCGACCAGAUGGUGUCUAUUGUUUUCGAGAAAGAAAAGGCAGAGUAUAUUAUGUUUCUGAAAAGAUCUUAUCAUUAGCAAGUGUGGUAAAUCCAGAUAAACUGGCAAGUAUUGGAACAUGUUUUGGGAAAUUUACAAAAUCUGGGAAAUUUAGACUACAUAUUACUGCAUUAUAUCAUUUAGCUCCUUAUGCACAGCAUAAAAUUUGGGUGAAACCAUCAGCUGAACAACAGUUUAUCUAUGGACAUCACAUUUCCAAGUCUGGUUUAAGUCGAAUUACAGAAAAUACUCCUCAAUAUCAAGGAGUUGUUAUUUUUUCCACAAACAAUAUUCCACUGGGAUUUGGUGUCACAGCCAAAAGUACAAUGGAUUGCAAAUAUGCAGAUCCAAUGGCAACAAUAUGUUUUCAUCAAGCUGACGUAGGAGAAUAUAUUCGAUCAGAAGAUUCUUUAAUAUAAAAAUAUCUUAUAAAGACAUUAUAUUUAAUUUUGCUAAAUAAAUAAAUAUAUUUAAAAAGUAUCAACAGUAAA
Frieseomelitta varia is the source of this 807-nucleotide messenger RNA. Its product is annotated as 60S ribosome subunit biogenesis protein NIP7 homolog. The record is from RefSeq and is a predicted model, not a curated record. Gene Ontology annotation, molecular function: RNA binding. Gene Ontology annotation, cellular component: nucleolus; preribosome, large subunit precursor; nucleus. Lineage: Eukaryota; Metazoa; Arthropoda; Insecta; Hymenoptera; Apidae. Gene Ontology annotation, biological process: ribosomal large subunit biogenesis; ribosome assembly. The transcript is spliced from 4 exons. The coding region runs from base 193 to 735 and encodes 180 amino acids.